Messenger RNA from Glarea lozoyensis ATCC 20868, 999 nucleotides. Its product is annotated as GlcG-like protein. The transcript is spliced from 2 exons. NCBI's taxonomy places the organism in Eukaryota, Fungi, Ascomycota, Leotiomycetes, Helotiales, Helotiaceae. Gene Ontology annotation, biological process: post-translational protein targeting to endoplasmic reticulum membrane. Gene Ontology annotation, cellular component: TRC complex. The record is from RefSeq and is a predicted model, not a curated record. Bases 1 to 999 code for a protein of 332 amino acids.
AUGGCCUCAUUCUGCGGACUGCGAAAGAAAAAGUAUUCAAUAGAAUACCAAUCUCUUCCCUUAGAUACCGCGCCGAUAACCCUUAGAUCGCGGUCGCAGUCAACCUCACGACCGCGACUCGUCCGCCAAUUCGCUGACACAGCAAACCCCACCUCCGAACACGGUGACGUUGAAAAAACGAACCGCGAAAAAGAAAUCCUGUUCGCGCAUUCAAAUCAUUCCAGCGAGCAUAGAAAUCCCGGAUUCGAGUGGUCGCGCGACGAUCAAUUGUCUGUUAUCUUGGAAAUCUGGAGCGAGAAGGGAGAUACACCUGUUUGGGAGAAAUCUGAAGCCGCGAUUAAUUGGGGUCAAAUUCCAAAAUUGUCACCUCCGCCGCCGACGCCAGAAGGGAAGGGAAAGAGGACUAGGUGGAUUGAUCACGAGUAUCCGGACCUUAAAUCACCGGAAGUGGAAUAUUAUCCAAAGAUGUCGUCUUCCGGGAGAGGAAGGGAGAGUCCUAUUACUCCUCGUUCAAUUGAACCACCACCAACUGAUCUCGAAUCGAUAUCGCAAAUCGACUCUUCCCUCAUAUUCGAGCAUUUCACAGCGGCAGAUGCAUGGGAACUCGGAUCAGCGCUUCGAAAUCGUCUCCUCCCCAUUCCAACGCCGGUCGUCAUCGACAUCUCCCUCGCAAACCAGAAUCAAAUCCUAUUCCACACAUGUACACAUUCCGGCGUGAUGCCCGACAACGAUAGCUGGGUUGCUCGAAAGCGGAAAACAGUGCUGCGAUGGGGUGUCAGUACAUGGUAUAUGCAUUGCAAAUUCGAUGGCGACGAGGUUGCCUUCAAGGAGAAAUACGGAUUGGGAAAUAGUGGCGGAGAGUACGCUAUUCAUGGUGGAGGCGUGCCGAUCCGAGUUACCGGAGUAGAGGGCGUAGUCGCCGUUGUGGUCGUUAGCGGCUUGAAACAGCAUGAGGAUCAUGGAGUUAUUGUUGAGGUAAUUCGAGAACUUUACUAUUAG